This is a messenger RNA of Prunus dulcis (almond), 1611 nucleotides long. Its product is annotated as protein FAR1-RELATED SEQUENCE 5-like. Gene Ontology annotation, molecular function: zinc ion binding. Lineage: Eukaryota; Viridiplantae; Streptophyta; Magnoliopsida; Rosales; Rosaceae. The record is from RefSeq and is a predicted model, not a curated record. The transcript has a single exon. The coding region runs from base 1 to 1611 and encodes 536 amino acids.
AUGCGAAGAGCAUUGGUUAGAACAUGUCAAACAUAUGAGUAUAUGGUCGACCAAUGUGGCGGGUAUUUAAAUGUUGGUUUUCAAAUAAAGGAUCUGUACAAUAAGUUGGAUGCAUCACGGAGGGAAAUUUUGCUCGACGAUGACACAGAAGCUGCACUAUCUUACUUGAAAGCGAAAGGAGCAAUGGAUCCAGAAUUCUUUUGUAAGUUCAGUGUUGACGAGGAAAAUAGGCUUGGUAAUUUGUUUUGGAGGGACUCCACUUCACUUUUGGAUUACAUUGCCUAUGGGGACGUCCUCAUAUUUGACAGCACAUACAAAACAAAUGUUUAUGACAAGCCCCUAGUGUUGUUUGUUGGUUCGAACAACUACCGUUCUACUGUAAUGUUUGGUUGUGCAUUAUUGCAGGACGAGACAUUUGAAACUUACAAGUGGUUAUUGGAAACAUUCAUGGCAUCCAUGAAAGAUAAGAAGCCAAUAUCAAUAUUGACGGAUGGCGAUGAGGCAAUGCGUAAAGCCAUUGAUGAUGUGUUUCCCAUGUCUAACCAUCGGUUGUGCUCAUGGCAUGUGUCAAGGAAUGCACAAAAUAACUUGAAGGAUGAUGAAUUGGUAAGAAAUUUUCAGGCAUGUAUUUGGGAACCAUUUGCAUUGGACGAGUUUGAGAAGAAAUGGGAGGUUCUAAGGGAAAGAGCGAGGACUCCGAAACAAAAAGAAUGGUUGGAAAUGAUGUAUGCAAAAAGUGACUCAUGGGCUGAAUCAUGUUUGAGAGGAAAGUUUUUCAGUGGUAUGUGCACCACUCAACGCGUGGAGUCUAUGAACAAGUAUGUGAAAGAUUACUUGAGGAAAGGUGUGAAGUUGUUUGAAUGUAUUCCAGCAAUUGAUAGGGCUAUGUUACGUCUUAGGAAUACCACGGCAAAGGAUGGUUUCAACGCAAAGUACUCAACACCAGUCCUUAAAACCGCAUUGACAAAACUCGAGCAACAAGCUUCUUUGAUUUACACGCAUAGAUGCUUUGUAUUGGUUCGUCAUGAGAUCGAAUCUUGUUCAGCACUCAUCCAUGAUAAUGUGAUGCAUAAUUUUGGAGGUCGUGUAUACGUAUUGUCAAAAUAUGGUGAACCGCAUAAUAAAUGGACUUGUGUUUACCACGGUGGGGAAAAGAUACGGAUACAGUGUGGAUGCCGGAAAUAUGAAAGUGAAGGGAUCCCGUGUUGCCACCUGUUUUAUGUAAUGAAGUGCGAGCACCUUACGGAAAUUCCUCCAGCACUCAUAAUGAAGAGAUGGACAAAGAGUGCCCAAACUGAUACAUGUAGGGAAUUUAUCAGCAAAGGCGAAGACAGUACCAAGGAAGUUGUAGAAAUCGCGAGGUAUGGAAGUUUAAGUGCUAUGUCAAACAAAGUUUGUUUUUAUGCAUCAAAGAGUGCAAAUGGUUAUGCCAUGUUGACGAAUGAGUUUAGUAGAUGGGAGGGAAUUUGUGAAGACUUACGGCAAAAGGAAGAAGAGACAAGUCUGAAAUUGGGUAGUGCUGAGCAAUGUCCUUCAAAUAUUGUGAAAGAUCCAAAUAUCGUUAGGACAAAAGGCACUCAAGCAAGGCAGGGUGGAACGCGCAAGCGUUGA